UUUCUUGAUGCAUCUCUGUGCUACGCGCAUUUGACAGACGUUAAACAAUGUUUUCUUCGGUAGCUUCUUUCUGUCAUCGUUGAUUCGGCAUUUGCCACAUGUAUAUUACAUCAGUGACAAAACUCCCUGAAAUUUAAGUGAAAUCUUCAUCAAAACGGCGAAUCCCUACUAAACAAAAUGGUGUUAUCAUGUCGGUUCUACAAGCAAAAGUAUCCAGAGGUCGAGGAUGUUGUCAUGGUUAAUGUUCGUUCUAUAGCAGAAAUGGGAGCGUAUGUGUAUCUGCUGGAGUAUAACAUCGAAGGGAUGAUACGACUUCCGGAGUUGUCCCGUCGGCGCAUCUGUUCAAUUAAUGAAUUAAUCCGGGUAGGCAAAACCGAACCAGUCGUCGUUAUUCGUGUUGAUAAAUUCAAAGGUUAUAUCGAUUUAUCUAAACGACGUGUUUCACCGGAAGACGUAGAAAAAUGUACCGAACGAUUUGCCAAAGCCAAGGCUGUAAAUUCAAUUUUGCGGCAUGUUGCCGAUAUGAUGAAGUUCAAUAACCAACAGCUCGAGGAAUUGUACGAAAAAACUGCCUGGCACUUCGAGGAAAAGCUUAAAAGUAAAGCCGCUGCGUAUGAUGUGUUUAAGCAGUGUGUAAUUGAUCCUUCUCUACUUGACGAGUGCGGUCUUGAGCCGGAGGUACAGGAGUUACUGUUAAGCAACAUUAAGCGAAAUUGCGGAUAUUGAAUUUAAUCGUAUACACAGGGUUGCAGUUGUGCACUUCGAGUAACCCGAACAAAACUAAAUGAUCGCUGGUGGGCGUUAUGUUUCGUUUUUCGUAUUUUUUUUGGCUUUCCGGUUUAGAUGAGCCAAAGAACAAAUAACAAUGAUAACUUCUUUUGAGCUUAAAGUAAAACUGGCAGUAUGCAACGUGCUCUAAAAUAGCGAAAUCGUUCGAGUCGAGCUGCACAAUGCCACCCCUGAAAUCGCGAAUAUCCUAGAAUCGGUUAGGUUUAACGCAAAACGGACAAAUAUACGUUCACAAAAUCAUAUGUUUACUUAUAUAAGCAUAUGAUUUGUUUGAAAUUUGAAA
This is a messenger RNA of Wyeomyia smithii (pitcher-plant mosquito), 1072 nucleotides long. RefSeq names its product eukaryotic translation initiation factor 2 subunit 1-like. The record is from RefSeq and is a predicted model, not a curated record. The transcript is spliced from 3 exons. Gene Ontology annotation, cellular component: eukaryotic translation initiation factor 2B complex; multi-eIF complex; eukaryotic 48S preinitiation complex. Lineage: Eukaryota; Metazoa; Arthropoda; Insecta; Diptera; Culicidae. Gene Ontology annotation, molecular function: RNA binding; translation initiation factor activity; ribosome binding. The coding region runs from base 178 to 726 and encodes 182 amino acids.